Molecule: messenger RNA, 2212 nt
Organism: Ricinus communis (castor bean)
Lineage: Eukaryota; Viridiplantae; Streptophyta; Magnoliopsida; Malpighiales; Euphorbiaceae
Product: protein IQ-DOMAIN 3-like
Exons: 6
Coding region: 328-1791 (487 amino acids)
Molecular function (GO): protein binding
Source: RefSeq, a predicted model, not a curated record
AGAGUAGACCCACAUAAUUGAGACUUUUUGGGUCCCACACUGGAACAACACCAAUCCAAUCCAAUUCAAUCCAAGUUGUUAUGUUAUGUUAUGUUAACGAUCCAUUUCUGAUCGUUGAAGCUUUCUUUGGCAAGAUCUGCCAUCCCUCUCUCUCUCUCUCUCUCUCUCUCAUUUUCUAAUUCACAAGAGACGCGUGCUCAUUAACUUCUGUUUUUCAUUUUUUUUUUCUCUUUGUCUACACAUUGAGAUUUUAGAGAAUGUUCCUCUAAUUCAACAGAGAUCUACAGAGUUUUCUUGCGCAGCCCAAGCAGGAUGAGCGAUUAAGAAAUGGGGAAAAAAGGGGGUUGGUUCUCUGCUUUCAGGAAAGCUCUCAGUCCUAAGAAAUCCAAAUCAAAGAAGCAAGAGAAGGAUCCAGAUCUAGUUGUUUCUUCAUAUGAAGAAACUGCAUUAGCUGCUCCUGUGCCUCCUCCUCCUCCACCUCCCCCAUUACCUCCUCCACCUCGCCCUGCAGAAGAUGUUAAAUUAACUGAAGCUGAGAGUGAGCAGAGCAAGCAUGCAUACUCUGUGGCACUUGCCACCGCUGUGGCUGCUGAGGCAGCUGUUGCUGCUGCCCAAGCUGCUGCUGAGGUUGUUCGGCUUACUAGUACGGCAUGUUACUGUGGAAAAUCAAGAGAGGAAGUAGCAGCUAUUAAGAUUCAAACGGCAUUUAGAGGAUACUUGGCAAGGAGGGCAUUGCGAGCUUUAAGAGGGUUGGUGAGAUUGAAGACAUUGAUACAAGGCCAAUCUGUCCAACGGCAAGCGGCUAACACGCUGCGGGCAAUGCAGACUCUUGCUCGUGUGCAGUCUCAGAUUCGUGCAAGAAGGGCCAGAAUGUCAGAGGAGAACCAGGCCCUCCAACGGCAGCUCCAACAAAAACGUGAAAAAGAGCUUGAGAAGUUGAGAUCUGCUAUUGGAGAACAGUGGGAUGAUAGUGCUCAGUCAAAGGAGCAAGUUGAAGCAAGCAUAUUGCACAAGCAAGAAGCAGCAAUGAGGCGAGAAAGGGCAUUGGCUUACGCGUUCUCUCAUCAGCAAGCGUGGAAGAACUCUUCAAAAUCAGCAAAUGCAACAUUUAUGGAUCCAAAUAAUCCUCAUUGGGGUUGGAGUUGGUUAGAAAGAUGGAUGGCAGCCCGACCUUGGGAGAGCCGUAGUACAGUAGACAAUAAUGACCGAGCUUCUGUUAAAAGCACAAUGAGCCGUGCCUUAUCUAUUGGGGAAAUCAGCAGGGCUUACUCUCGACGUGAUCUCGACCAUGAUAAGCCUUCACCUGGUGCCCAAAAGUCUACUCGACUUCCCAGCCGUCAAUCCCCUUCAACCCCCCCAUCCAAAGCACCUUCGACCUCAUCAGUAACAGGGAAAAUCAAGCCACCAAGUCCAAGAGGUAGUGCUUGGGGUGGGGAUGAUGACUCAAGGAGCUUGUUCAGUGUCCAGUCUGAGCGCUAUCGGAGGCACAGCAUAGCCGGAUCAUCAGUGCGAGAUGAUGAAAGCCUUGCUAGCUCGCCAUCAGUACCAAGUUACAUGGCACCCACACAGUCAGCAAAGGCGAAAUCUCGCUUGCCAAGCCCAUUGGGGGUAGAUAAGGAUGGCACACCAGAUAAGGCAUCAGUGGCAUCCGCAAAGAAACGGCUUUCGUUCUCUGGUUCACCAGCUGGAUUAAGGAGGCAUUCUGGUCCUCCUAGAGUGAAUUCCAGUAUCAUGAACAACAUUGAAAUGCACAUAGAAGAGCAAGUUAACAAAGGAGAAAGCGGCAGGUAGCACAGGGGGACAGGCAUAGAAAUUUCAUUAUAGGUAUUAAUGAGAAAAAGAUUUCAAAAGAACAAAUAAACUAUCAGUUCAGACCUUGAUACCUGCAUCCAUUUUCUUCAGCAACUACUCCUUUUUAGAAGCUUGGAGGGGGAAAAAGAGGGAAUAAAACUGUUUUUUUUUUUUUUAUCACCACCACCAACACAUCACCUUUUCAUUCAUCUAAACAAAAUGUAUUUGUUAUGUAUUAUGUAGUAGGAUUCUGUUGAGGAUGAUAACCAUUUGAUUUGUUUAGUCGUAGAGUUCUGAGUUUGGCUUUUCCACUGUGUUACCCUGUUGAAUUUGUGAAGAAAACUUCCUGUAGUGUUUUCAUAAAGAUUUUCCUUCCACAGUGAUUUACAUUUACUGAAUGAAGUUCAUUUGUUUUGUUCUU